AAUGGAAAACAAUUCCAUAUCUGAAGAAAUGGAAACUUCUGAACAAGUGGAAUUAUUAUUUGAGAAGAAUAAAACUUACAUUUACCAUAAAAUGCAGGAAAUUGUUGUAUACAAAAGAAACGCGAUAAUAUUAAAAGCAAAUAUUCAAAAAUUGGAAUCAAAAAAAAAAAGUUUUUUAGAGUGUAUUAAACAAUGUGAAAUUCUUUUAGUUGCUAUUAAAGAGCUACAACAUUACGAACCAAUGAUAACGGGAGAAAUUCAGAAACUACAAAAUUCCAUAACCGAAGUAAAAAAAGAGAUUUACAGUUUGGAAUCAGACAAAAAGAUAGAAAAUACUACUGUAAUGAAGCAAAAUUCAAAAUUGGUUAACACAAUAAAAACUUUAUUAGCCGAGACUUACGACUCUUACUUUGAAAUGCUUGUUAAGAAGGAAAAUCAAUUAGAAGAAUUGAAAAUAAAAUGUGGAACAAUUCAAUCUACAUUUGAGUCGGAGGAGGAAAAGUUGCGGAAAAAUUAUGAAAGACAAAUCGAUGAACUCAAAGUAAAAAAUGCGCAGUUGAAGGAACUCGUGUCCAUACAUAGCCGAGGAGCUAUGAAAGGUGUCAAGCGAUUAACACUGUAGGACAAUAUUAUUCUCACUGACGGAAACAAAUUAAAUGAAUAUCUUCUUUUCUUGCUUUUUUGACUGUCCCUGGACCUUGAUCAUUUGUUAGCUAACAACCGCGUGCCUAUAUGUUCAAUAACUUUGCCUAUACAAAUUAUAUUCAUCAUAUGUGUAUGUGGCGAAUAGUAAAACCACAUCACUUUAUCAAGGCCAGUAGAACUCGUCGCUAAAGACAAUAGUUAACAUAAAACUAAUCGUCUGUCCCGUCCAGACGACUAUCGCCGGACUUUGGUUAAAAGCAAAAUUAUUCCCAGGGCAUCAUUUCAUUUGAACGCUAAAAAAAUUGCGCGUAUAUUGAUUAGCACUCAAAUAAUUCAUUUUUAAAUCAAUAUUAUCACUUUUUAGUUAGUAAAAUUUUAUGAAGUUAUGUUUUCAAAACAAUUAGAAUAUAGUAUUUGUAAGUAUAUCUGAACUAUCUAAAGCA
Daktulosphaira vitifoliae (grape phylloxera) is the source of this 1088-nucleotide messenger RNA. RefSeq lists its product as uncharacterized. The transcript is spliced from 6 exons. The record is from RefSeq and is a predicted model, not a curated record. Lineage: Eukaryota; Metazoa; Arthropoda; Insecta; Hemiptera; Phylloxeridae. The coding region runs from base 2 to 622 and encodes 206 amino acids.